AUGCCAGACCAAGUAAGGUCAUCGACAACUCCACAAACACCCCACGCUUGUCGUCUUCCUCUCUUAUUUGUCUAUGUCUCAUCAUCGCGUCUCACUUUCUUCUCAAAUCAUAACUUCUCACACGCCAGUUUUGAUUCAACCAAACGAAAGAAACGUACAUCAAAAUCUAAAGGAAAAGGUUUAAGAAUGUUACCUAUCAGAGACAAGUCCUAUGACUAUUCAAUUGUGAUAGAGACGAGAAAUAUAGAAAAAUAUGCUCAGGGAAAGGUUGACCAGAGUGAAGGUUGGAGUUUUGUAGGAAUAUGGAUCAUGGCAAGGUUUUCUUGGGAAGAGGGUCAGUUUGAAAGGAUAGUGAAGUUAAGGGUCUGUAAGGUGGUUUUCAGAUGGAUUUUGACCAGAGGGGAGGGUUUUGUUGGCGAUUCUCCAAGUUUUUGGCUGGUUUAUGGGCUGGUUUUAGUGCAUGGCAGCAACAUGUUUUUUUGUGGCAAGUUUUGUAAGGUUUAUGGACAACAACUAGUGGCAAAGUGGUUUGGUGUAUCAAGCAUGGCAAAGUUGGAGUAUGGACAUGAAGCAAAGCUUUGGAUCAAGUGA
Messenger RNA from Vicia faba (fava bean), 591 nucleotides. Lineage: Eukaryota; Viridiplantae; Streptophyta; Magnoliopsida; Fabales; Fabaceae. The record is from the annotation of a GenBank genome assembly.